AUGGCUGUUUGGACGGACGCCAGCUCCUUGGCCACCGGAGUCGUGCUGGAGUCAGCGGACGGUGACGUCAUCGAGGACGCGUGCUGGCUAAGACAUAAUGAGGCCACGCACAUCAACAUGGCCGAGCUGGACGCCGCCAACCGAGGCGUCAACCUGGCUGUCGCCUGGGGAGCGCGGACAAUCGAUCUCCGCACCGACUCGGCCACUGUUCAUCGCUGGCUUGAUGACGCCAUCAGCGGCCGCGCGCGCCUCAGAACAAAGGCGCACGGGGAGCUGAUGAUUCGGCGACGUGUGGGGAUCAUCUGUCAGCUGGUCGGUGAGCUGCGGCUACGACUGUCGGUGACGCUCGUGCGGUCGGCUGAGAACCGAGCUGACGCACUGACGCGAGUCCCCAAAGACUGGCUUCGUAACGUGAGUGUGACUCGAGAGUGCGAGUCUCCAUCGCCCGGAGUCAGUGCGGCGGUCGUCUCCGAGCCGCCGCCUCUGGCCGGUGCCGCCGCUGGGCGUGCCGACAGCGGUACGGCGGACGAGCUCCGUGCAGCCGUGUGCCAGUCACACGAUCGGGCCGGCCACCCCGGUGUCCGUCGGACAUUGUACUUUGCCCGCCGUGAUGUGUCGCGUGACGUCACCCGGGCUAUGGCUCGUGCUGUGGUGGAGAACUGUGACGCGUGCCGCUCGAUUGACCCGGCCCCGGUGCGGUGGAGACAUGGCUCGCUCGGCGUGUCUGUCCCGUGGCAGCGCAUAUCCAUCGACGUCACCCAUCACCGCGGACAGAACUACCUCACCGUCAUUGACUGUGGGCCAUCGCGCUUCUGCGUGUGGCGCUCGCUGCGUCGCGCCAACGCCAACGAGAGCGUUGGCCACCUAGAGCAGCCAUUUCUCGAGCGCGGAGCCCCUGAGGAGAUCCUGACAGACAAUGACACGGUGUUCCGUGGCCGUCAUAUGGCUGUGCUCGCGGCGCGGUGGAGAGUGGCUCUCAGAUUCCGAGCUGUCCACGAGCCAGGCGGGAAUGGUGUGGUGGAGCGGUGCCAUCGGACAAUCAAAGUCAUCGCCGCGAGGCGCCAGUGUACCGUGGCCGAAGCGGUUCACAUUUACAACGUGACCCCGCGCGAUGGAGUGACGGCAGAGUCCGCCCCGGCAUCCGGGGUGUAUCAGUACACCGUGCGGGAUUGUAUUCGGUCCGCGCCGUCUGACGCCGCUGAAGCUAGCGAGCGGCACUCACCCGAGUCUGACGACCGGUGUCGUGUUAGGCCGCCGCUAUCUGACGCCACGGAGGCUGUGGGGUCACCCCCACUUGUAUCUGACGGGGCGCGUCUCAGAGUGGGGGACAGGGUGUGGGUGCGCCGACGUGGGACACGCUGCACAGAUAUGUCACGGCGCGGGACGGUGACGGGCUUGGUGUCGCGACAGGUAGUCGAGGUCGAUGGGGUCCCAUGGCACGUCAGAAACGUUCGUCACCGAUGUGACCGGCAGGACAGCGACGGGGACAGUGACAGUGUCGAUGACGGCGACGGGGACAGUGACAGUGUCGAUGACGGGCCGCCAUUGUACGUGGACUGUCACUGGGAGGCAACUGAGGACGGCGCUGACGCGGUUGUAGACAAUGGAACGACCGUGCGUGCUGUGCCUGAGACACUGCAGCACGCCACGGAGCAGACGGGGACUGAGCCCCCUGCAGCCGAGCCGGCUGUGGCUGAGCCUCCUGCAGCCGAGCCGGCUCAGGUCGAGCCGGUGCUGCUGCGGCGGAGCGCCCGCCUGCAGAGUCGGAUGGUCCGUUAG
This is a messenger RNA of Amphibalanus amphitrite, 1779 nucleotides long. RefSeq lists its product as uncharacterized. The record is from RefSeq and is a predicted model, not a curated record. Lineage: Eukaryota; Metazoa; Arthropoda; Thecostraca; Balanomorpha; Balanidae. The transcript has a single exon. Gene Ontology annotation, biological process: DNA integration. Bases 1 to 1779 code for a protein of 592 amino acids. Gene Ontology annotation, molecular function: nucleic acid binding.